This is a messenger RNA of Rangifer tarandus platyrhynchus (Svalbard reindeer), 600 nucleotides long. The record is from the annotation of a GenBank genome assembly. Lineage: Eukaryota; Metazoa; Chordata; Mammalia; Artiodactyla; Cervidae.
AUGGAAAAAGGCGGCGGGGGCGGGGCGGUGAGCGGGGAGCGGAGGGGAGCAGAAAGGCGCGGGCUUGCACGCUCAGUCCUUAUCUUACAAACAGGGAAACAGGCCAAGCCGGCUCCUGCCGGCGGGUGCUUAGUGCCCCGAGAAGGCAGCAGGCAGCCCCCCACCCCAGACGCUGAAGCCCGCUCGGGUCCUGCGGGACAGUCCGCCCCUGGCGGCCGCCGGAGCCCCCAGAAGACGCCUGGCGUCCACGCUAAUCACGAGAAGUUGGCAAGAGCUGACCUAAUGAAACCCUCGAACCAGCCUCGUGAGCACGUCGGUGAACUCUUUCUCUGCGAAACUGCUGCGGAAACGGGGGCUGAGUCCAGGCGUCUCAAGCUAAGGAACUCCAUCAGCGUCUGUUACUUCGUCAGGAUGCUCUGCAGAGUGCUUGAGAACCUGAGUAUGUCCCCUGGAGAGCCAUCCGCUUUGUUGGGGUUCAGAGUUCAGAUGUUCAUGGGUGGUUAUCGAUACCUGUGGGCACUCGUGCAGAAAAAUGGGAAGACCAAGAUUGAAGAGUUGGAAGGCCUGUCUGCACGCAGUUGGGAGUCUUGUGAGACAUAA